Molecule: messenger RNA, 1221 nt
Organism: Aspergillus fischeri NRRL 181
Lineage: Eukaryota; Fungi; Ascomycota; Eurotiomycetes; Eurotiales; Aspergillaceae
Exons: 1
Coding region: 1-1221 (406 amino acids)
Source: RefSeq, a predicted model, not a curated record
AUGAUCCAGGCAUGGGAGCAGGUCCAGGCCCAGGCCAAGGCCGAUCAGGCCAUCCAAGCCAGCCAGUUGACUGACGCGAACCCCUGGCUGCGGAUGACUCAGUGGGCUGACUACCUGCAGGGCAUCCAGGCACGUGACCUGCUUGCUAGCAUGGCAGCCCCAGAGGAAGACCCCAUGGAUGCCACUGAGCAGGGGGUGCAGGUGAUCUGGGAUACUAUGGAGCAGGUGGCCCGCAAGAGCCAGCAGAUGGUCCAGCAUUGCGGCCAGGCCAUCCGGGUGGAAGCCAUCCGGUCCGAAAAGGGGCAGACCCCGCACCGGCCGCUGCUGGCAUAUAUGGAUGAGGCCGCGAUCAAGAAGCAUGUGCAGCCAUGGCAGCAGAUAUUAGCAUUUAUUGCCCGGACCCAGGCCCCGCAUGACUGGACCAGCCCCCGAUAUGGGAUGACCGCACGGCAGCGCCAGAAAUGGCGGCAGCUAUGGCAGCUCGCUAGCCAGGCCCCAGGCAGCCAGGGCAGCCAGGCCGCAGUGCCAGGGGACCUAGAGGCAUGGGCCAUGACUGCUAUAGAAAAAGCAUGCUUAGAAUUUUGCAUUGAGCUGCUCAACCAGCGCCAUCGCAGCCAUGAAUAUGAGAGUGCAUUAGUAUGCGCCAUGGCUGUGCUGGGCCAGGGUGAGGCCGGCUGGCGCGACCCCGAGAGCUACCCCCCAAUAUUAUCCCGCGUGAUCAAGGUGGCCCGAUUCAUGGUGGUGCAGAAGGCAUUAUGGAUGGACCCCAAUCCAUGGCAGAUCAUUCAGACCUGGGCGCGGAAGGACCAGAGCGCAGAAUGGGUGCUGGCCAGCGCAGAUGAUCAACUCAGGGAGAUUGAUGAGGGAUAUGGCAGCAAUGACCCCCCAUCCACCCCAGGGGCCCCAUCAUCGCCCCCGUCAUCCAUCCAUAGUGAUGACCCAUUGCCCGCGGUCCACAUUCGCCCGAGCCGCCGGCCAUUCCAGGAGCAGGUGACAUGGAUGAUGCACCAGUUUAUGAUCUGUGGGACCCACGGCCCCAUGGAGACAUUGCUGGACUGGCACACAUAUGGAUUAAAGGUCCAUUAUAAUCAUACGGCCCCCGGCCAUGUGACAUGGAUGGGGGAGGACCAACUGUUAUACCAGCAGAUGGCAUUCACCAUGGGGGAUUUUCAGGGGUUCAUCCAUGGGUUAGUCACGGCGGCGCGGGAGAUACUAGGCUAG